Messenger RNA from Sorex fumeus (smoky shrew), 948 nucleotides. Its product is annotated as olfactory receptor 8K3-like. Gene Ontology annotation, biological process: G protein-coupled receptor signaling pathway; sensory perception of smell. The coding region runs from base 1 to 948 and encodes 315 amino acids. The transcript has a single exon. The record is from RefSeq and is a predicted model, not a curated record. NCBI's taxonomy places the organism in Eukaryota, Metazoa, Chordata, Mammalia, Eulipotyphla, Soricidae. Gene Ontology annotation, molecular function: G protein-coupled receptor activity; olfactory receptor activity; odorant binding. Gene Ontology annotation, cellular component: membrane.
AUGGCCUCGAUGGACAAACACAAUCUCACAGGGCUAAAGGAAUUCAUCCUCCAGGGAAUCACAGACCGCCCGGAGCUGCAAGCUCCCCUGUUUGUGUUCUUCCUCAUCAUCUACGUGAUUUCACUGGUGGGAAACCUGGGCAUGGUCAUCCUCACCAACAUAGACUCUAAGCUGCAAACCCCCAUGUACUUCUUUCUCAGACACCUGGCAUACAUUGACCUUGGCCAUUCAACAGCUGUGGGACCCAAGACCUUAGUCAAUUUUAUUGCUAAUGAGAAUAGAAUCCAGUAUCAUUGGUGUGCCACACAGCUGGCUUUCUUUCUCUUCUUCAUUAUUAGUGAAAUGUUCAUUCUGUCGGCAAUGGCCUAUGACCGCUAUGUGGCCAUCUGCAACCCUCUGCUCUACAGAGUUGUCAUGUCACAGAAAGUCCGUUGGGUGCUGGUGUUAAUCCCCUAUGCUUACAGUGCCUUUAUCUCUCUGAUAAUCACCAUAAAAAUUUUUAUUUCAUCCUUCUGUGGCUACAAUGUCAUUAGUCACUUCUGUGACAGUCUUCCUUUGGUAAUUUUGGUGUGCUCAGAAAUGCAUGACGUUGAAAUGUUAAUAAUGGUCUUUUCAGCAUGUAACUUGAGUUUGUCUCUUCUGAUAGUCAUUGUGUCCUACAUACUUAUCAUUAAGGCCAUCCUCAAAAUGAAGUCUGCCAAGGGUAGGCACAAAGUCUUCUCUACCUGUGGAUCUCACUUGACAGCGGUGGUCAUAUUAUAUGCGACUCUAUUCUUUAUGUACGUGCAGCCCAAAUCUAGCCAUUCCUUUGAAAAAGACAAAGUGGCCUCUGUGUUUUACACAUUGAUAAUACCCAUGCUGAAUCCCCUGAUCUACAGCUUGAGGAAUAAAGAAGUAAAGGGUGCCCUGCAAAGAACAUGGAAUACUAUGUGCAAGUUCCCAAUAUAA